Molecule: messenger RNA, 1369 nt
Organism: Chiloscyllium plagiosum (whitespotted bambooshark)
Lineage: Eukaryota; Metazoa; Chordata; Chondrichthyes; Orectolobiformes; Hemiscylliidae
Product: beta-1,3-galactosyltransferase 2-like
Biological process (GO): protein O-linked glycosylation
Cellular component (GO): Golgi membrane
Molecular function (GO): N-acetyl-beta-D-glucosaminide beta-(1,3)-galactosyltransferase activity
Source: RefSeq, a predicted model, not a curated record
AUGCUUCAGUUGAGAAGACGGUACUGCUGCCUAAUGAAGAUGACCUGGAAUGUUAAACGGUCACUAUUUCGUACUCAUAUUAUUGCACUGAUUUGCCUUGUAUUUUUAUUUGCAAUGUUUCUGUUCAUUAAUCAGCACGAUUGGGUAACUAGCAAAACUUGGUCAAAGGAAACUGGUUAUUCUGUUCCUCAUACAAUGAGGGGAUUCAGGUCACCAAAAAGUACUACUAACCAGAGCACAAUGAAAAAUAUUUGGAAAGAGGCUGCGCAAGCAUACAAGAUUCAUACAGUGAAUCCUAGCACUGCACUUUCUCCUCCAGAUGUAACUGGAUUAGGGGACGUACUGAAUGCUAAUGGAACCAUGCACAGUGAAAAGAAGACAGGAUAUAUACCCCAUCACCAGUAUAAUUACAUCAUUAAUGAACCAAACAAAUGUGAAAAACAAAGCCCAUUCUUAAUUGUGUUGAUUGCAGCUGAACCUGGCCAAACUGAAGCUCGACAUGCCAUUCGGCAAACUUGGGGAAAUGAAAGCAUUGCCCCUGGAUUACAUAUGGUACAUCUUUUUUUACUAGGUUCUAAAAAGUCUGGUGGGAACUUUCAGCAGACUUUAUUGGAAGAAAGCAGACAGUAUCAUGAUAUUAUUCAACAAGACUUUCUAGAUACAUAUUAUAAUCUCACUAUUAAAACUCUGAUGGGAAUGAACUGGGUAGCAACAUACUGCCCACAUGCCUGGUAUGUUAUGAAGACUGACAGCGAUAUGUUUGUGAAUACAGAGUAUUUAAUAAACAAACUCUUAAAGCCUGCACAUCCUCCACGUCACAACUAUUUCACUGGAUAUCUAAUGCGUGGAUAUUCGCCUAAUCGCAACAAGGAUAGCAAAUGGUACAUGCCUCCAGAGCUCUACCCAAGCGAGCGAUAUCCAGUCUUCUGUUCAGGCACUGGUUAUGUUUUUUCCGGGGACUUAGCUGAAAAGAUUUUUAAAGUCUCUUUGAGUAUUCGGCGUCUGCAUUUAGAGGAUGUCUAUGUUGGAAUCUGUCUUGCAAAACUGAGAAUUGACCCAGUGCCACCACCCAAUGAGUUUCUCUUCAAUCACUGGAGAGUUUCUUACUCUAGCUGUAAAUAUAGCCAUCUAAUUACCUCUCAUCAGUUUGAGCCCAGUGAAUUAAUCAAAUAUUGGAACCACUUGCAGCAAAACAAGCACAAUGCGUGUGCCAGCAUGGCAAAAGAGAAAGGCUACAGAGGACAUGGCAAGUACCGUACAAAGAAAAUGCACUGAUGACAAUUCUGAAACCAAGAUACGCAAUCUUAACUCUAUUGUAAAUUAAUGAUUGAAGCAUGUAUAAAGAUUAUCUACAAACCCAAUGCAACAU